AUGCGCAAAUGCAUCCAAAGGAGGGCUGUGCUGAGUAGGCUGUGGUCUACAUAAGACCUCCGCCUGCGGGACUGCUCACACCGACAACCGGAGACACAGGCAGCACCCGGAGCCUUUCACCCGCAUUUGACUCGGAGGUUUUCAUGAUAAACAUAAAUCAAGGAUAGUCGGACGGGUACCUUGGGAUCACUCCAGCACCCCCCCACCCCCUGCACCUCCUCCUCAUAUGACUGACCAUCUCUUACCGCGGAUGCAGAGAGCACCUACGACGAUGCGGAGGCUCUGCUGUUAACUCUUCGGACCUUCUGUUUUUGCCGGUUCUUGUGGAAGGAAGGAAAGGAAAGAAGGAAGGAAGGAAGGAGGCACAAUAAAAGGAAAGAUGAAGCUCAAACCGAACCAGACCAGGACAUACGACGGCGAGGGCUUCAAGAAACGGGCGGCGUGUCUGUGCUUUAAGAAUGAGCGUGAAGAAGAGGUUCUGCUGGUCAGCAGCAGUCGACACCCAGACCAGUGGAUUGUCCCUGGAGGAGGGAUGGAGCCAGAAGAGGAGCCAUGUGGGGCUGCAGUACGAGAGGUGUUUGAGGAGGCUGGUGUGAAGGGCAAGUUAGGACGUCUGCUUGGAGUGUUCGAGCAAAAUCAGGAUCGGAAGCACAGGACGUACGUAUAUGUGCUUACUGUCACAGAAACACUGGAGGCCUGGGAAGACUCUGUCAACAUAGGCCGUAAGCGGGAGUGGUUCACCGUAGAAGAUGCCAUCAAAGUGCUGCAGAGCCACAAACCCGUCCAUGCUGAGUAUCUGCGGAGACUCCAGCUCAGCUGCUCCCCCACCAAUGGAAACUCCAUUCUCCCCAGCCCACAAGGAAACGACAACUACCACCACAGUGCUACCACCACACCGUCGACUGGCAGCGUGUUGGGGUCCUCCUGCAGAUAGGACUGCACCUAAACCCCCUGGUGUGUCCAGAUGGGCACACAUCUGUACAGUCUUGCAUGAAUCUAUGACUCUUCAGAGUUGCGGCUCUCAUGUAUGUAAAAUUUUUAGUCUUAGCUGCAGGACAGACCAAAGCCAUUGCCCCAGCGGUGUUAGAAACUGUAACUGACCAGGAGACGCUCAUGGGUAAAUCUCACAUUUCUGAUAAACUGAGGAUGUGGAAAACUCUUGAACUCUGGCGUAGUAGUUUCGCCAGUUGUUUUGCUGGAAAACACCAGACUGAUGAGCUUGAGAAGACGAAGCUGCUGAUGAGAAUGACACUUGUGAGACCUGGAGAAGGCAUGCCUUAAGGAAAAUAUUGUAUGAAUGUUGUAUUUAGUUCAUUUUAUUUCAGUAAAGGUUAUUUUUACUUAUAGUGGGAUCGACUAUGAUGUCUUGUUGAUAAAAGGGUCACUGACCCCAGAAUGUUUCAAGACUUGAUCUAAUCUCACAAUAAUGACACAUCCAUCUACCAACAAUAAUGCGGCAUUAAUCUGUUUUAACAAUCUUUUUUUAAUUAGUUUUUUCACUUUAUGGGAAGUCGAGUUGAAGUCCACCCCCAAAUAUAAAUAUUAAACAAGUUAUGGUGGCAAUACAGUUAAAAAACAGCUGCCAUUCAUUACUUCAUUACAUUAUCCAAAUUAUGUCCAAAUAACAGUUGACAGUAUUUUCAACAAAUGAACAGAACAAACUGAAAUAAAAGCUGCCAUGGUAGAAAUGGCAUUUGGCUUAUCACACAGGACACUGCACUAUGUGGAUGAGUUGCUACCUCAGUAACCUGGAAACUGGAUUUGAGUCAUGAUGCUGUUCAGUGUCUUUUGACAGAAAUGUCGGCCGAUGCCUCUGAAUUUCGAUUCAACUAACCUUGACAUAUCCAACAAACUGGUUUGUUAUCCAUUUACAGCCACAUACCUUUCAUCAGCGCUUGAUAUUUCCCACGUUGUCAAAGUUAAAGUAUUCGACGUUGCAAAGUACAGCUUUGCCUUAGGGAUAAUGAGCUGCCUUUAACCAUGUCUGACUAACUGCUUCAACUUUACACCAAGGGUUAGCGGUUGUAUUGAGUCUCAUGGUGCUGAACUGAGAUUUAUAAAACUUGUAGUUAAUACUAAAGAACAAUCUUAGAUUUGAUCGAACAUUAUUAAUCUUAUCAGAUAAGUACCUUUUAAUAACAAGGAUUAAUUUUUAUCUAAUGAUUGUAAUAUUUCCUGGUAAUGAUCAUGUAAUAUCAAUUUCAUCGAAAACCAACCCGAAAAAUACAAAUAGGAAGGCAAAAAUCCAAAUGAAAAACAGUAGGUGUUAGCUGAUCACAUUUCAGUUUUCUUAGACAGUAAACUGCUCUGUAUUGCCAGCUGAAUGAUGAAAAGUAAGCAUACAGAGACUUGUAAAUAGCUUUAAGAUGAAAGUGAAAAUGUGUUUUUAACCUUGAAUAAACCUGUAAAAUUUCUCUGAAUAUUUUAUAAUUUUUUUAACAGUGUACAAAUGACUGAAACGGAAAACAAAAACAUGAGUAUGUACAGGAUAUUUGUAUCAAAACUGAUGUGCCACUGGUUUAGGAUGUGAAGGUGGAUUGAUUAAUGUUUUAUUAUGAGAUCGAGAUGAUUAGUUGAUGCAUUUUGAGACCAUGUGUAUGGUUGUGCAUAUCUUGGAGACUUUCAUUUGAAAACGUGUUGUCUGAUGACAUGUACUAUUAACUCUGACAGCAAAAUAUAAGGACGGGAUACUUGGUAAAAUCAAUUUUAGAUAACACAAAAAUAUAGCAUAUAGAACAUCUUGCUAAUCAGUUUGCUUUCAAUAUUUUUUGUUAAAAAGUUGUUUUUGCUUAAAGAUAUUAUGAACAGACCAUAAGAGAAACAUGUUAGACUAUUGUUUGCAUUUCAAUUUAUUCAAGUCUCUGUCACUUGAUAGAAUUGUAAAAUCUCCAACCAUAUCAAACCUCUAUGUUUGCGUUAUGUAGGUAUGUGUUUUGUGGAGUGAAGAACAUGAAAAUAUGUGCCAAAUUAAAGGACAGUUUGUAUUUAGGCCGGAAAACAAUUGAUUAAGGUUUAAACAAUUGUUAAAAAUGAACUAAUGUUUUUUCAGAAUGUAAUUAUUUGUCAUGUGACAAAGUGUAUGUUUUCAGAGGUUUGACUGUUCUUCAUUGUUGAAAUCUCGACUGAAUUUUUUUUUUAUGUGGGUAUAAAACAUCUCAAAAGUUCUCAAACUACCAUCCAAAUGCAAGGUAAAUUCAUUGAGACUGUUUGUCAGCUUGGUGUUUGCUGAAAAGUCUUUAUCCUUCACAUUUUUAAUCCUUUGUCUGUGGCUGGGAUCUGUGUUGACCUGAGUCAUCCUCUAAUGGGUACGACGUCGCAGCAUGAAAGAACAGAAGAGAAUCCUGCUGUAAAAAUAUAUGUGUUGAAGUAUAGAAAUGUAAAACAGUUUUUGACAUCUGACUGUUUGGACGGCUUGAAUGUUUGCUGAAAACAUUGUAAUGUCACAAGGAUUAAUCACAGCCAAUGUUGUCACCAUUUUUGUCAUAAAAAAAAUUAUGCACGGCUCAGUUGAAAGUGGUUUAAGUCCUGGACUGGAAAGAUUGUUUUUGAGAAAAGAUUGCAUUAAAAAAAUGAAAUAUUGUAAA
This is a messenger RNA of Sphaeramia orbicularis (orbiculate cardinalfish), 3584 nucleotides long. RefSeq names its product nudix (nucleoside diphosphate linked moiety X)-type motif 4b (gene nudt4b). The coding region runs from base 380 to 934 and encodes 184 amino acids. Gene Ontology annotation, molecular function: bis(5'-adenosyl)-pentaphosphatase activity; diphosphoinositol-polyphosphate diphosphatase activity; endopolyphosphatase activity. Gene Ontology annotation, cellular component: nucleus; cytoplasm. Lineage: Eukaryota; Metazoa; Chordata; Actinopteri; Kurtiformes; Apogonidae. The record is from RefSeq and is a predicted model, not a curated record. Gene Ontology annotation, biological process: diadenosine pentaphosphate catabolic process; diadenosine hexaphosphate catabolic process; diphosphoinositol polyphosphate metabolic process. The transcript has 5 exons.